Megalops cyprinoides (Indo-Pacific tarpon) is the source of this 4129-nucleotide messenger RNA. RefSeq names its product adhesion G protein-coupled receptor A3. Lineage: Eukaryota; Metazoa; Chordata; Actinopteri; Elopiformes; Megalopidae. Gene Ontology annotation, molecular function: G protein-coupled receptor activity; protein binding. Gene Ontology annotation, cellular component: postsynaptic density; plasma membrane; glutamatergic synapse. The coding region runs from base 1 to 3951 and encodes 1316 amino acids. The transcript has 19 exons. Gene Ontology annotation, biological process: G protein-coupled receptor signaling pathway; cell surface receptor signaling pathway. The record is from RefSeq and is a predicted model, not a curated record.
AUGAAACUGUUGAACUUGUUUUGUAUAAUUGCGGGAUUGUGGAGGAUGCUGUUGGCUAGUAGAAGCUGUCCGGAUCUCGUUAUUGACGGAUGUCGUUGUACGUCCGAGCGACACAAGGAGCUAAGCAGACAGACGGUCCGUGUGAAAGUGGUCUGUAACGGAGCGGAGUUACUGGAUACCCUCCAGCCCAGCUUUUUGCCGAACACGACGGUUUCGCUGAUUCUCAGCAACAACAAGAUAUCCUUGCUGAAAAAUGGUUCGUUCUUGGGCCUUUCGUCCCUGGAGAGGCUAGAUCUGAAGAAUAAUUUAAUUAGCACUAUCGAGCCUGGGGCGUUCCGUGGACUGGCAUCGCUGCAGAGGCUGGAUCUCUCCAACAACAGAAUUGGCUGCCUCUCUCCUGAAAUGUUUUCAGACCUCGGCAAUCUUUCCAAAUUGAGUUUAUCUGGGAAUAUCUUCUCUUCUCUGCCAGAGGGACUCUUCGCCUACCUGCCAUCACUCCGAGUCCUGUACUUCAGUUCAGAGUCGCUGUACUGUGACUGUCACCUGGAGUGGCUUCUCCGGUGGGCACGGGCAAACUUGGUCCGCAUUGGGAAUGGGACUCCAUGUGCUUACCCCACCCAUCUGCAUGGCCUGGAGUUCCGGAGCCUGAGGGAGCACCAGCUCAAAUGUGCAGGACCUCUGGAGCUGCCCCUGUUUCAGCUGAUCCCGUCCCAGAGGCAGGUGGUGUUCCGGGGGGACCGGCUCCCCCUGCAGUGCACUGCCUCUUACCUGGACCCGUCCAUCAGCCUGCAGUGGAGCCACAAUGGUCACAUCGUGAGCACACAGGAGGAGAGCGGGGUGCUGGUGGAAGACAGCAUCAUCCACGACUGCUGCCUGGUCACCAGUGAACUCAUCCUCUCCAACAUUGAUGUUGGUGUGUCGGGCAACUGGGCGUGUCUGGUGACCAGUUCCCGUGGAAACAGUUCACGAAGCAUGGAGAUUGUAGUGCUGGAGACGUCUGCUCCCUAUUGCCCUGCUGAGCGGGUCACCAACAACAAGGGAGACUUCAGGUGGCCGAGGACAUUGGCAGGAAUCCUGGCCUUCCUGCCCUGCAUGCCGCAGCCUUUCGGCACCGCCUCACAUCCCUCUGGCCCGCGGGAGAAGAAAGCAUGGCGACGGUGUGACAGGGCAGGCCGCUGGGCGGAGGAAGACUACACCCAGUGUCCUUACGCUAGUGAGGUGACCCGUGCCCUCCAUCAGCUCAGUCAGACGGCGGUAAACGCCACCAACGCUCAGACGCUGGCGCAGCAGCUCUCGGCCUUCACCAGCAGGGCGGCGCACUUUGACGACAUGAUGGACGUCAUCUUCGUUACACACAUCGUAGAAAAACUCAUGCGCUUCGUGGACCAGAUCCGAGAUCUGGGGGACUAUGUAUCGGACAUCGCCAGCAACAUGAUGCAGGUGGAGGAGCACAUACUGUGGAUGGCGCAGAACGAGGCCAGGGCGUGUACCCGGAUCGUUCAGUGCGUGGAGCGCAUUGCCGACCUGGCCCUCACCAGCCACACGCAGGUCAUCUCCAAGGUUUCUCCAAACAUUGCCCUGGAGGCCUUCAUGAUUAAGCCGUCUAGUUUUACCGGCCUGUCCUGUACGGCGGUCCAGCGGGUGCCCCUGACCCCUGAGGGGGACUUGACCCGUGUUGGGGGCAUAGGGGGCACAGUGGACGCACAUCCCCUUGGGGACUCGCUACUGAAUUUCAAAUGCAGCACAGCCAACACGAGCAGCUCUCUGGCAGGCCUUUCCGGAAAGAACGCAGUGGCUGUCGCUUCUAUCCAAUUACCGCUGGCUGGUUCUCCUAGCUCCCCUGCGUUGCAAUCUGUUGAUAACUCCACUUGCAAGCUGCAGUUUAUUGUCUUUCGAAAUGGGAAACUCUUUCCUUGCACAGGGAAUUCGUCAAAUCUCGCAGAUGAUGGGAAACGUAGGAGUGUUUCGACACCAGUUGCUUUCACCAAAUUAGAUGGGUGCAGCUCGGGGAGCGGGAGUCUUUCUCAGCCCGUUACCGUUGCCCUCCGGCACUUCGCACUGGGUGUAGACCCAACUGCAGCCUAUUGGGAUUUUGACCUUCUAGAUGGACACGGGGGCUGGAGGGCAGAGGGGUGCCACAUAACGGGCUCUUCGGGCAAUACCACUACUAUUCAUUGUGCGCACCACAAUAACUUUGCAGUUCUAAUGGAUCUAAAGAAGGUGCUGUCUUUCCCGCCGUACCCUGGGGAGUUUCUGCACCCUGUUGUGUACGCCUGCACUGCUGUCAUGUUGUUGUGCCUGUUCGCAUCCAUCAUCACCUACAUCGUGCAUCACAGCACAAUCCGCAUCAGCAGAAAGGGAUGGCACAUGCUCCUGAACUUCUGCUUCCACACAGCCCUGACCUUUGCAGUGUUUGCUGGAGGCAUCAAUCGAAUCAAGUACCCCGUCAUCUGUCAAGCAGUUGGGAUUGUGCUCCAUUACUCCUCCCUGUCUACAAUGCUAUGGCUGGGGGUCACUGCAAGGAACAUUUACAAACAGGUGACCAAGAAGCCCCAGCAAGUUCAGGACGGAGACCCACCUCCAAACCCCAAACAGCCAAUGCUAAGAUUUUAUUUAGUCAGCGGCGGAGUGCCCUUCAUCAUUUGUGGAAUCACAGCAGCCACCAACAUCGACAGCUACGGCAGCGGAGAACAGACUCCUUACUGCUGGAUGGCGUGGGAAACAAGUCUGGGCGCCUUCUACGGUCCCGUGGCCUUCAUCGUCCUGGUGACGUGUAUCUACUUCCUGUGCAUUUACAUCCAGCUGAAGCGCCACCCGGAGCGCAAGUACGAGCUCAAGCCUAUGACGGAGGAGCAGCAGAGGCUGGCCACGGGCGAGAUGGGUCACUGCCACGCGGGCGACCCGGGCGGCACGCCCCACUCCCACGCCGUCUGCUCCGCCAUCAACCCUUCCCUGCUGGCCAACGAGCACUCCUUUAAGGCCCAGCUCAGGACAGCAGCCUUCACCCUCUUCCUCUUCCUCGCCACCUGGACCUUCGGUGCCCUGGCCGUGUCACAGGGCCACUUUUUGGACAUGAUCUUCAGCUGCCUGUACGGAGCCUUCUCCGUCACCCUGGGCCUCUUCGUGCUCAUCCACCACUGUGCCAAGCGGGACGACGUUUGGCACUGCUGGUGCUCCUGCUGCCCCUCACGCCGCAACGCCUGCGCCGGCCCCGGCCACGCCCGCCCCAAGGUCAACGUCAACGGGGACACGCAGGUGCACGCGCACGCCCACGCGCACUGUCACAUGGACUCGCCUUGCCAGGGCAAGGCCAUGCUGUCCCACAGCCACGGCCCGCCUUCCGCCCACUGCAAGCUGACCAGCCUGCAGGCCAUGCAGAACCACGUGACCUGCCUGUCGCCCGUGGCGCCCUGCUGCGCCGCCCUCCACAGCCACCAGCUGCUGGACGACGAGCCGCACGUGCACCUGCACGCCGACGUCGACGGCUACCGACCCAACGUGCACGUGCACCGCUGCCUGAAGGGCAGGACUAAGCCGCGGCACUUCGCCCGCCACCGGCCUCCAGGGGGCGAGCGCGAGUAUGCUUACCACAUCCCCUCCAGCGUGGACGGGGGCAGCGUGCACAGCUCGCACACAGACAGCCCGCACAGCACGCACGAAAGGCACCUGUGCCACGCUGCGCAUGAGGGACACGGCUGCCACGCCCUCUGCCACCGGCACGUGUGCUGCGCCAAGGCCGACCUCUUCCCCACUGUGUGCCAGCCCGAAGGCGGCGAGGAGAUGGCGCACCACGCCCACCUGGAGAUGCACCCGCGCAGACAGUCCUACCCUCAGAACCUGCCCAACGAGAACGGCAUUCUGAAGGCCAGCAUGCACGAGGGCUUCCUCUACAGCUCGGACAGCACCGGCAACAUCCGGACUGGGCCCUGGAGAAACGAAACUACCGUGUAGUCCUCGCGGGCCCCGAGCUGUCCCCCCUUCCUACAUCCGUUAGGACAAACUCAGCAUUUCAACUACAUGUGCUUUUUAUAUUACUUUCAUGUCUGUUGAAAUAUUUUUUAUUGUACAGAAAUCUCGCGUUACAUGUUCGUCUCACAGAUUUCACCUGCGUGUAGACAACAGAACAGAA